AUGUCGACCCCCAAUGGCCACGUAAAUGGUGUUAAUGGCACCAAUGCCAUCAGAGGCACUUAUGGAGUUAAUGGCACCUUCGAAGGUGCGCCUAUCCUUACGGGCACGGUCAAACACCAGCCAGAUCCCAAUGUGCGCAACAUAAUGAUCACAGGCGGUGCAGGCUUCAUUGCCUCCUGGGUCGUUCGCCAUUUCACUUUGACUUACCCAGAAGCCUACCACAUUGUGUCCUUCGACAAGAUCGACUACUGUGCCAGCCUCAACAACACCAAAUGCCUCGAUUCGGCCCCCAACUUCUCAUUCGUCUUCGGCGACAUCAACGAUCAAGCUGCUGUGCUCCGCUGCCUCAAGCAGUACAAUAUUGAUACCAUUAUGCACUUCGCUGCCAUGUCGCAUGUCGACCUCUCCUUUGGCAACUCCUUCGCUUUCACCGAAACCAACGUGGUAGGCACACACAAACUGCUUGAGGCAGCCGUCAAAUGCGGCAUCAAGAAGUUUAUCCAUGUCAGCACCGAUGAGGUCAACGGUGAGCACGAGGGAGAUGACCUCAAGGAAGACAGUCUGCUCAAGCCCACCAAUCCUUACGCUGCAAGCAAAGCCGCCGCAGAGAUGUACAUCGAGGCGUACCAAAAGUCAUACAACCUGCCCUGCAUUAUCGUGCGCAGCAACAACGUCUAUGGCCCCCACCAAUAUCCUGAGAAAAUCAUCCCUAAAUUCACCUCCUUGCUCGAUCGCCAAAGGACGCUUCUCUUGCAUGGCAACGGCGCCAAUCUGCGCCGCUACCUUUUCGCCGCCGAUGCCGCCGAUGCUUUCGACACCAUUCUACACAACGGUGUGCCAGGACAGAUCUACAACGUCGAUUCUGUGGAUGAGCAUUCCAACAUCGAGGUCGCGCACCAACUGCUGCGCCUCUUUGGUAUUCCAGAGGAAGAGGCCGAUAGGUGGGUCGCUUACACCCGCGACCGCCCCUUCAACGACAGCAGAUAUAGGGUCAAUGCGGACAAGCUCAGGGGUUUAGGGUGGAGACAAAAAGUGGGAUUUGAAGAGGGGCUGAAGGUGACGGUAGAGUGGUACCGGAGGUUUGGUAGGGGUUGGUGGAAGGGAACCGAGGGCUUGUUUGAUAGUGCCUUCCCCGAGGUGGGCGGUGAGGGCGUUGUGGGCCGGGAAGGCAAGAAAACGCCUUUGAUCGAGGUGCAGCAAGCAAAAAUGUCGAGCGCUGGCGAUGUGUCAGGACAGCAGGCGAUCGGGAGUGACUUCUUGGGAGUGCCGGGAGCGGAGGCUUCAAAUGCGGCGAGCCUGCUGGCCGCCACAGCGGCAGCGAUGAGUGAGCGGCCAGGCAAUGUGGAAGGGGGGCUGAAGCGGAGCAACACCAGGAAACGAGCACGGGAAAUUGAGACUGACGUUGAGGGCGAGGGCAAGGAGAACGAGGAUGUGCAGGCCCGCGCCAAGAGGCAGAUGCUGGACGAGGGGUUCGUGGACGAGGAGACGGUGCGUUAG
This is a messenger RNA of Cyphellophora europaea CBS 101466, 1497 nucleotides long. RefSeq names its product dTDP-glucose 4,6-dehydratase. Gene Ontology annotation, biological process: nucleotide-sugar metabolic process. Lineage: Eukaryota; Fungi; Ascomycota; Eurotiomycetes; Chaetothyriales; Cyphellophoraceae. The transcript has 3 exons. The coding region runs from base 1 to 1497 and encodes 498 amino acids. Gene Ontology annotation, molecular function: dTDP-glucose 4,6-dehydratase activity. The record is from RefSeq and is a predicted model, not a curated record.